This is a messenger RNA of Chara braunii, 1215 nucleotides long. Lineage: Eukaryota; Viridiplantae; Streptophyta; Charophyceae; Charales; Characeae. The record is from the annotation of a GenBank genome assembly.
CGGCGUGGUGGAGCAGCAAGCGCAAAUACUCGUCGACACGAGGUUUAGUCCUACAUUCCAUAUGGGGAGAUCACGAUCCAGGUCAAGAUUUGAAUCACCUAACCGAAGGAGGAGGAGAGAAGAAUCACGGAGGAGAAGGUCACCAGCCAGAAGAGAACGAUCUCGGGAGCGAUCUAAUAAAGACACGAAGAAACGAGAGCAACACUGGUCCAAAUCUGCAUCAUCAACAUCAAGCCGACACAAACGAAGAAACACGUCUCGCGAUCGAGAGGAAAGGCGGUAUGAAUUUUCUUACAAUAAACCCGCACUUGACAAUAGGGCGUGGUUCACGGUUGAACUUCAUGAUGAGCUCUACGCACUACGUCGGGAGUUCGACAGGCUGAAGAAGUGGGUUGACAAACUAUCAUACGAGUUCAAUACAGAGAGUGAGCGACGCGCAGAUAUAGUCACAAACGAGAAACUCAAACAAGCAUUGAAUGCCACAGUACAGGAGGCGGCUACCACACUAGCUGGUAAGAAGGCGGGAGAAGGGAGUUCUCAACAAGCCAGCGGAGACAAGGUAAAGGUGAGUGACAACACGAAGGUGGCAACGAAGUUACAAACGCUAAAGAAGCAGUUUGAGGACGUGUGGAGUAUGAGGUAUGAUAUCGCUUCUCUGAAAGGUUCCCUUUCUAGUUUGAAGGCCCCAGCAAGGAGGGAGUUUGUCGCACCACGCCAAGUGAUGGCUAAUAGGAAGACGCCCAUCAAGAAGAUCACACUUAAGCCGAACGAGGCGGGUCCCAGUAAAGCACGAAAGAAGUCUCAACCAGGCAAGGAUCCAUGGAGAAGCGCAAGACACAUGUCUGCUAGACGCAGAAUUCUGCAAGGAAAGCAGAUCUCGGAAGAUAUGUUGAGCGCACUCCAGAUGGACGAUCUCAAACAGCUAUGUGCCAUGCAUAAUGUGCGCUACAGAGGUAUACAACAAGCGCAAGUUGCAUUAAGGAAGAUAUCUGGGCUUAUCGUGUCAGACACAGAGGACCUUCUGGACAAGAAUAAGACUGGGAGGAAGCGCAAGGAGGUCAACCAGACGACGAGCAAUCGGAGGAAUCCAGGACUGAAGAAGACGAAGAAAGCUCAUCGGACGAAGUUGAAGUCGAAUUCUCCAAAGGACCAUUGACAUCAAAGGAGGUUCAGCCAAGCACGCACUAGCAACCACGAUCUCAUUGCGCAAACUUA